AUGGCAACACCAGCUGAAGCUGCUGCAGAAGCUGCUGCCGCCGCAGCCGCCGCCACGGGAAACUUGGGUAAUCAAAGUAAUCUCCAACUUUCCCCUGCCUUACAGCAAGGUGGAAUCGGCAUCAAGUGCCAUUUGUUAACGGAUGAUCCGUUGGGCCUGAAAUUUUGGCGGUACUCUUUGAUGGCGUUUCUGAAGAUUGCGACGUUGCUGCUUUGGCUGCUGGUCGGUGCUGGUGCGGACUGUGGUCCAGAAGACGGUGCGUUCCUGUGUCGAGACGUCUGCAGCGAGGAGGUGAGGGGCGACGGCGGCUACGGGCGCCGCGUGACGUUCGUCGGGGUGAUGCUGUUUUUGGACUGCGUCAGGCAGGCGGACCUCAAGGAGGUGAAACUGCUGUCUCCGACGGUGUGCGUCGGACGUUGGUCCGAGAUGGAUCAAGUGGUGACGCCAUGGCAGUGGUGCAAGGAAGUUGUGCCGCCCGAACCGGAGAUCUUGACAGCGGCAGUUCCGCCGGUGGUUGAUGAGCCUCGCCCAGUGGCGCGGACAGUCAACCUGGCGGUUGUCCACGUGCCGGCGAGCAAAAUGCCGUUUGUUGCUCGGGCGCCGCCCUUGAUGCAGCAAAGCGUCGUAGUGGCCCAAGAGGUGCCACACGUCAUCAGGGCACCAUUGUUGAUGCCGGAAGUGACGGCGGACGUGGACCCGUGGAUGGCAAUGGUCCUGGUCUUCAUGGGCCUUGGGGGAGCUGGAGCCACGUCUCUGGCUGUGUUUUUGGUUUGGCUUGUGAAGUUCAUCAGGAACAAGUCAUCGUACAUGCGGGAACUGGUGAGGAUGCUGACGCUGGAGGAUCAGCAGGAUCCAGAAGCCCAACCAGUGGUGGAUCUGCUGGGGCUGGAAGAGGCGGAUAAACCCGUCGCAGAAGAAAAGGAGGAAGAGUUGGUCCUUGAGGACGAUAAUCCUUUUAAAGAGAUGUUGAACGCGUAGAUAUAAAGUCACUUCAAAGAAAAAGAGUGCCAUUUUCAUACCUGCAGUUUUAUAUGGGUCUCUGGCAAUAGAGAAAUUGUAAAAAGAA
Notodromas monacha is the source of this 1066-nucleotide messenger RNA. The record is from the annotation of a GenBank genome assembly. Lineage: Eukaryota; Metazoa; Arthropoda; Ostracoda; Podocopida; Cyprididae.